Paraphaeosphaeria sporulosa is the source of this 2152-nucleotide messenger RNA. RefSeq lists its product as uncharacterized. Bases 238 to 1953 code for a protein of 571 amino acids. The record is from RefSeq and is a predicted model, not a curated record. Gene Ontology annotation, molecular function: zinc ion binding; transcription cis-regulatory region binding; DNA-binding transcription factor activity, RNA polymerase II-specific. The transcript has a single exon. Lineage: Eukaryota; Fungi; Ascomycota; Dothideomycetes; Pleosporales; Didymosphaeriaceae. Gene Ontology annotation, biological process: positive regulation of transcription by RNA polymerase II. Gene Ontology annotation, cellular component: nucleus.
UUCAUAAACGAGCGGACAUUAAUACCCAUGUUUCCUCUCCUGCAGACGUUCGCGCCCAAGCAGCAUUCCGAUUCUAGUGGUCCUAUUGGAGAGUUCGUUGGGAUUCCCUUUGUGCUUUGAUGACAAAACCCCCACGCGUGGUAGCUCCACCAGUUUCAUCGGGCGCUUGUCAACCCCGCAUUGACAUUCCCACUACGAUACUACCACGGACAGACUGCGAGCUGACCACACCUCGGAAUGAAGAGUUACGACGGUUGCUGGACAUGCCGCCUGAGGAAGAAGCGGUGUGACGAAAUACGUCCAGUAUGCAGGAACUGUUCGACGCUGCAGAUCACCUGCCAUUUCGAGGAGGAGAAGCCACUUUGGAUGGACGGCGGAUUAGGGCAGAAAGAGAAAGCCGAAGAAAUCAAGCGCGAGGUCAAAAGUGCUGCCGCCCGCCGUCGCGGAGUCCUAUCCUUUGACGUUUUGGAACCAAUUACCGUCGAGCCAUCCCUGGACUCAAGCACUCGUACGAUUUCACCACCUACGCUCUUUAGCACCGACUCAACACCAAGCAACGGCUAUGUAGAGCCCUGGAGUAAGCUCGAAGGGUGGUCUGCAAGCGACCCACCCAAGAGAGAACCAACCGAAUCCGAGCUCGAUCGUCGCUUUGUGAUGUUCUACUUUGACCAUUUCUUCCCGUUCCUAUUUCCAUUUUACAAACCUUCGCUGCUCGAAGGUGGACGUACCUGGGUUAUGGAGCUCGUUCAGAGUGACCAGGUCAUGUGGCAUACUACACUUGCCUUUAGCUCGUAUUUCGUCUCAGUAACUCUGGAUGGCGCGGUCUCGGGGCACAGUGUAUGCAAGACGCUUGCUUGGGAGAAGCUCUUGAGGCAGAUGGGCGUGACGUUCGCGACGCUCAAGUGCAACCUCCAGGAAGCAGCAUCAGCCAACAUACAAGACGUAAUGGUCAGGACAGUCAGAACUAUGGGAAGCAUCAUCCAGCUACAACGGCUCGAGAUAGCAGUCGGGAACUUCGAAAACUGUCGAAAGCACCUGGGGGCAGCCAACUCGCUAUUCCGAAGGAUUAUGGACGGUAGCGAGUUGCUCAACUUUUGCGCUGUCCUAAAUGUCCUGGGACGUCCACUUUGGUCCAUAAAGUCUCAAGAACGCGGAGCCUGGAAUUCCGACCAAGCAGCUUUUCGGUUUUACUCGGCGCUCCUCAUUGUAGACGACACAGUCGCAGGUAUAUGCACAGGCGAAGCGCCCGAACUGCUCCACUAUCACGCCCAACUGCUCACGAGCGACAGGAGUGCGGAAGAGAAACCUCCGCUGAGCCUGGAGGAGUUCGUAGGCUGCGAGAACUGGGUUAUAUUACAGAUGGGCGAAAUAGCUGCGCUCGAUGCAUGGAAGAAGGCUGCUAAGAAGGCUGGCAGGCUCGAUAUGAUGGAAUUGGUUGCGCGCGCGUCAGCAAUCCAGCGGGCACUGCUCGAAAACCUCGCGCGCCUCGACGCCGCAGUGGAUACGUCCCAGUCCGGCUGGCUUGGCUUGUUCAGAGUCUACAACGACCAGCUACCACCUAUGCCAGGCGGGUGCGCCGUAUUCGUCACACGUGUGUGGGCGCAUGCCGCGUUGCUUUACCUCGCCGUAUCGGUAUCCGGAUGGCAGCCUGGAAGCGUUGCGAUUCGCGAAAAUGUGACCCGAAUUCUGGGCCUCCUGGAGCGGAUGUCGGCACCCGAACUAUUGCGUACAGUUGUUUGGCCGUACUGCAUUGUGGGGUGUCUUUGCGAACCCGUUGAAGAGGUCCGAGUGCGUGCUAUGGCGGAGGCGCUGGCGCCACAUCGCCUUUUCGGAACCGCGCGCAAGGCUCUGGAAAUUAUGGAGAACGUCUGGAAAAGAAGGGAUGAGCUGACCGUCGAGACGGACUUCGCGACAUGCAUCCGCAGCCUGGGCUACGUCUCCUUAUUGGUCUAACGGACAAAAUGCAGUUGUGCGCCACCCGCGCGGCUUAUAGGCAAUCCUAUUCCGCGCGGGUUGUGGAUCCUCCAGUGCUUCAGUCUCCUAUGGUCACGUGACUGAUUCAGCAGUUCGUUACCGUUCAGUAACGAGACACAGCGUAGUUCGUGCCAUCGAGGUGCAUCUUUAUGCUCCAUUUCGCAGUAUAAACAGCGUC